AUGCCGUCGGCACGCGUUGGCGUGUGGGAAUCGGUGGCGUGGGCGGUGGCCGGCCGGUGCCCGGUGUGGCCCCGUGUCGAGGGCCCGCGGCGGCGAGGACCCCCGGCCGUGGCCGGGGUGUGGUGGUCGGCGUCGGGGCGCGGUGGCCGGCGGUUGGGGCUGGUUUGGGGGGGGGGGUCCGUGCCGUCCCCGCCUCGCCCGCCUCGCCCUCUCCAGGUACCUAGCGCGUCCCGGCGCGGAGGUUUAAAGACCCUCGGGGGAGUCGCCCGUCCGCCUUGGGGUCGGGGCGGUCGGGCCCGUGGGGACGUGGGAGGUCCGUCCCUCGUCCCACGGACUCCGCCUCCACCGGGCCGGGGCGCCGCGCCACGUCGCCGACCGCCGCCGCCGCCGCCGUGUCCGUCGGGUGGGGCCUCACCCGGCGGGCCCGUCGGACGGCCGGUGGCCGCGUGGUGGCGCGUCCCCGCGGGAGGCGGGAACCCCCGGGCGCCUGUGGGGUGUCCGAGCCGGCACGCGCGGUGUCGGGCCGCGGUGCCCUCCGUCCCCCUAAGUGCAGACACGGCGCCUCUGCCCUCGCGCCGUCUGUCCCUCCUCCGGCCGGUCCCGCCCCCGCGCCCGGGAGGGUGCGGGGGCGGGCGGCGGCGGCAGGCGGCAGGCGGCGUCGAGGCCCGGGAGGUGCCGCCCGCGAAAGGGAAGGGAGAAGACACGGGGGGGGUGGAGCUCGCGCGUGGCCGCGGCCGCGGCCGCGGCCGCCGCGUUCCCACCGGGAGCCCCUCCUCGCGCCGCAAGCGUUCUCUGGGGGGCGCGUGCCCGGGUGCGUCGCGGUGGUGCCGGGGUGGGUGGGGGCGGUUUGGGCCUCCGCGCCGCGCCGCCCCCACCCUCCCGUCGCGCCACCGCGGCCCCCGCCUCGCCGCCCCGUCGGGACGGGCGGCUCCUCGCCGUGGCCGAGGCGCGCGCGCGGCCGCGCCCCGGGGAUGCGUGCCCCGGCGGCGACCCGCGGGACGCCGCGGCGUCGCCCGCCGCUGCGCGCUUUCCCCCGGGCUGCGUCCGCGGCCGCGCUUCGUGCCCCUGGGCCCCCGGGGCGGCGUUCUUCGGGGGCGCCGCCGCCGCGCGUCCGUCGCCCGUCGGGGGCGUCUCGUGGCCGUGCGGAGGACGGGUGGGAGCGGAGCGGAGCGGAGCGGCUCGCGCCGGUGCGGUUGGCGUCGCGUGGUGGGGGAAGGGGCCCUGACGGUCGCCGCGGGGCGGCCGCCGGGCUUCUUCGGACCCGCCCGCCUCACGACCGACCGACCGGCGGCCGCCGCCGCCGCCGCCGCCGCCCCCUCUACCCUCCUCCCCGGCACGACGACGCCUCCGGCCUGGGCCCGGCGUCGCGCGCGCGCGCGCGGCUUCCCCUCUCGCCGCCCGCCCGUCCCUUGCCACGUCGCCGGCUCGUGCUCCCGUCCCCGUCCCGUCCGCCUCCCUUCUUCCUCCCGCCCUUCCGCCCUCCCGCCCGAACCCCGUGUUCGGGCGUGGUCCGCCCGGAGGAUUCAACCCGGCGGCGUGGUCCGGCCGUGCCGGCGGUCCGGCGGAUCUUUCCCGCUCCCCGUUCCUCCCGACCCCUUCCCCCGUCCUCCCUCCGGCCCUCUCUGCGCCCCCGGGCCUCGCCGCGCCCUCCCUCGCGGGUCGGGUGUCGGCGGGGGGCGGGGGUGUGGGGGUCGCGGGGGCGGGCGGGCGGGGCCGGGGGUGGGGCCGGCGGGGGACCGCCCCCCGGCCGGCGACCGGCCGCCGCCGGGCGCAUUUCCACCGCGGCGGUGCGCCGCGACCGGCUCCGGGACGGCUGGGAAGGCCGGCGGGGAAGGUGGCUCGGGGGCGGUCCGGUCCGGUCCCGUCGUCCGCGGCGGGGCCGCCGUCCCCCUCCCCGAGUGUUACAGCCCCCCGGCAGCAGGGCUCGCCGAAUCCCGGGGCCGAGGGAGCGAGACCUGUCGCCGCGCUCUCCCCCCUCCCGGCGCUCCCCCCCGCGGGGGGCUCUCCCGCGAGGGGGCGUCCUCCCGCGGGGGCGCGCCGGUGUCGCCAGGGGGGGCCGGGCCGCCCCUGCCACGGCGCGACCGCUCUCCCACCCCGGCCGCGACCACCCACCCACCCUCCCUCCCUCCCUCCCCCACCCCCGCGCGGGGCCUCCGGGCCUCCUCGGGGAGUGGGUGGGGGGGCGGGCGGGCGGUCGGGCGGGGCCGGCCGGCCGGGGCGGGGCGGACUGUGCCCAGUGCGCCCCGGGCGGGUCGCGCCGUCGGGCCCGGGGGUGCGUUCGGUCGGUCGGCUCGAACCGACCGACCGACCGAGGCGCCACGCCGUCGCGAGCGAAGCGAGCGCACGGGGUCAGCGGCGAUGUCGGCCACCCACCCGACCCGUCUUGAAACACGGACCAAGGAGUCUAACACGUGCGCGAGUCAGGGGCUCGCACGAAAGCCGCCGUGGCGCAAUGAAGGUGAAGGCCGGCUCGCCGGCCGAGGUGGGAUCCCGAGGCCUCUCCAGUCCGCCGAGGGCGCACCACCGGCCCGUCUCGCCCGCCGCGCCGGGGAGGUGGAGCACGAGCGCACGUGUUAG
Camelus dromedarius (Arabian camel) is the source of this 2577-nucleotide messenger RNA. RefSeq names its product collagen, type I, alpha 1a-like. The coding region runs from base 1 to 2577 and encodes 858 amino acids. Lineage: Eukaryota; Metazoa; Chordata; Mammalia; Artiodactyla; Camelidae. The transcript has 3 exons. The record is from RefSeq and is a predicted model, not a curated record.